AUGACCUCGUUAUCUGUGACUACUCCCGAGAAGGACAAGCUGAUCGCCUUGUCUGUUGAUGCGCUAGAUGCCAGCCCCAAAAUGUCAAGCUCACUGGCGUUGGAGCGGGAGCAGUUGGAGAAGCGCAAGAGACAGAUGGACACGGCAAACGCAGUGGCCGCUAUGAACACCCGAUUGAGUCAGCUGGGUUUGCUCAAGUCGGCUCAGAAAACAACGCCCCCAGCACAACCAAGGCAAGAAGACAAAACGACUCUAGAUUCUGCCGCAACGCUGCCUGUGCCCGCAACCGCGAAAUCUGUGAGCUCCACCGCCUUCAAAUCGUCGAUUCCAGCUCCUAAACCAAUUACCAAGGAAGCCACAGUACUUGCUGAAAGCAACGUCGCUGGUACGCCACCUACACCCUCUUCUAACUCGGUAGUGAACUCAAAUGAGGCGCUGCGGACGCAGGUGGCUGAGUGCAGCAUCAGUAGCAGCGACGAAAACGCCGAUAAAGUUACGAAUGACUUGGUGGAUCAAGCUCUGGGUGUAUUGAACAGUCAAGAACCGCCAAUGCCACCCCCAGUGAACGAUCAAGUAACUGCAUCGUUGAGUGUGCACACCCAGGGCUACGGCUCGCAAACAACACGGCAGGUUGGCGAGUCAAUUGACUUUAAGUCUCGACCAGCAAACGUUCCGACGCUGGAGGUUGAUGCGUCUCUGAGCUCGUUCACGAUGGGGUUUAAGACCUCUCCUCAGCCUUCUCAAGACAGUACGAACGCGGAUAUCGUGAAGCGCAGCGUGGCCGUGAACGCAAGCGUGGCCUCCUCCUUGAGCGCCUUCACCGCUGGCUACGGCGGAGAAAUCAAAGCUGAAAACUCCAAAGCUGCACCCCCGUCAGACGUGUCAGUGGACGAGUCCAUGAGCGCGUUCACCAUGGGCUACAGUGCAGCAGCCGUCAGCCCAGUAAAAGUUCCUGCCCAGAUUCCAGUUGACGUUUCCCUGAGUAACUUCACGAGCGGGUAUGGCGUUGCCAAAGACGACGCCAGCGUCACACCGGAAGCAGUGCGGCCUCCCAGCGUGGCGUCGGCCAACGCCUUAGAAGCUCUCGGCAAUUUGUAUCAGCCGCUGGAAGAUGCUGCGAUGGCGCUGGAGAAGGAAUUGGCGACAAGAUCAAGUCAAGACCCGAAGGUUUUCGAGAUCCGCGCGCUCAUCGAGUCCUUGCGCUCGGCCAUCGCCGACUUGGCAUCGCCAAGUUGA
Molecule: messenger RNA, 1236 nt
Organism: Phytophthora sojae
Lineage: Eukaryota; Oomycota; Peronosporomycetes; Peronosporales; Peronosporaceae
Exons: 3
Coding region: 1-1236 (411 amino acids)
Source: RefSeq, a predicted model, not a curated record